GGUUACAAUGUUUAUUAUGAAAAGUGUUUCUGCAGUUACAUUCUUUGUAACUCGUGUCCGAUGUAAGGAUAUUAAGCUGAUAGACAUUAAAGGCAGUUUAGGCACGGUUUGGGCAUCAGGUACUUAAUUGAGAGACGAACUGAUCUUACAGUUUUGGUGGAUAUUUAUUACACAUCCUGACAUCCAUACUGUAAGUAUACUUAAGGAAGCACGAGACACCACCAUAAUAUUGAACUACUUCCACCGCUGGUUGGUCUUUUAUCCAUAUACGAUAUGUCAGCAAAAUGAUCCAGCUUUUAUCCAUAUUACUGCAGCCGUCGUUCUUGGUGUUGGUUGUAACGGCGUUCUGUGUGUGGUACUACUUGAAACACCGAAAUCUUCCUCCUGGCCCGCGAGGUCUUCCUUUGCUUGGAUACGGACCAUAUCUGGGCCCAUCACCCCAGGAUGCACUGUAUGACUUGCGAAAACAAUACGGGAAUAUUUUCAGUAUGUACCUGGGUCCAAACUUGACCAUUGUGCUGAAUGAUUACAAAGCCAUUAAGGCGGCGUAUAUCGACCAAGCGGAUAUAUUUUCCGGACGUGCUGAUGGUUUUAUCAGAACACACGCAUCUGCGGGCUCGGAUGGCGAAAUUCACGGUAUUGCUACUUUGGAAGGAGAGUUAUGGAAAAUUAGCAGGCGGUUUAUGCUGCAGACUUUCCGAAAUUUAGGCAUGGGCAAGAAUCGCAUUCAAGAGCAAAUCUUGGAGGAGGCUGAUUAUAUGCGUGACCUUUUCGCCAAGUCCACCGGCACUCCAUUUUAUCCCCGACCGAUUAUCAGCGCCAUUGUCGCCAACGUCAUAUGUGUACUUUGCUACGGCAGACGUUUCGAUCAUAACGACCCCAUCUUCCGGGAGAUAAUAAACGAUAACGUAACCAUUGCCGACACGUUCGCUCAAGCGGGCCCCAUGCAGUCGUAUCCCAUUCUGCGUUUCCUUCCCGGGAAAUUCCUGACAACCUGGCGGAAAUACAAAGUCGCAUGGAAUCGUACCAUUGGCUUCUGUGGCAAGGAAAUUGAGACACACAAAAAGAAUCUUCAGCAAAACGAAGAGGAUGCGGACUAUAUCGAUGCCUUCCUGAAUCAGCAAAAGAAAGUUUCCGCUUCUGGCAGCGAAAUUGAGCAAAAGGCUUUCCAGCAUGAGGAUUUACUAUUUAACGUGCGUGCCCUUUUUGGUGCUGGGACCGAAACCACAACAGCAUCCAUGUCCUGGGCCUUUCUCUACAUGAUGCACUAUCCGGAUGUGCAGAAGAAAAUCCAUGCAGAAAUGGAUGAAAACGUUGGCCGCGAUCGUUUGAUAACUGUCGAUGACCGGGUUAAACUCCCGUACACCGAAGCGGUUGUCCGCGAAAUACAGCGUUUGGGUAACGUCGCACCAUUUGGUGUACUGCGCUGUAAUUUGGAGGAAACAACAUUACUGGGCUAUCGCAUACCGAAGCGGUCGUUUAUCCUGCCUAACUUUUUGGCCGUCAACAUGGACCCGAAACUAUGGGACAAUCCAGAGUCUUUCCAGCCGGAACGUUUUCUUGACAAGCAUGGAAAAGUGACGGAACCGCCUUAUUUCAUGCCGUUUUCCAUUGGAAAACGAGCUUGUGUCGGAGAAGCACUAGCGCGAAUGGAGAUAUUUCUCUUUUUUGCUAAUAUCUUGCAGAAAUUCCGGCUAGAAGCGCCAAAAGACUAUAAACUACCGGGAAUCAAUCAGAAAAUCGUCAGAAUUUCUUCAGAACCAGUACCCUUCAAGAUACAGGUUUGUGUUCGUGAUUAGAACAAGCAUACAAUUAUAGUAAUAUCAAUAAAUUGUAUGAGAUCUUGGUGCAAACUUUGAUUUUCUAUUUUCUUGGGAGGAAUCAGUUCAAAAUAAGUUCCUUACAUCUUUAUAAAGUCUGUCUGUAACGUUUGUCUUGACACCAAGGGAAUGUGUGCGUACAAAGAAUAUGUUUUCACGUUUUAUCUGCACAUCUUUAUUUAAUAGAAGUGCAUCACAUUCCCUGGUAUCUUUCUAGAAAUUUGUUGUAAAUAAGAAACUGCGAAACUGCCAACAUAAUAUUUCCAAUUUCCAG
Molecule: messenger RNA, 2094 nt
Organism: Paramacrobiotus metropolitanus
Lineage: Eukaryota; Metazoa; Tardigrada; Eutardigrada; Parachela; Macrobiotidae
Product: cytochrome P450 2B15-like
Exons: 6
Coding region: 285-1799 (504 amino acids)
Biological process (GO): xenobiotic metabolic process
Cellular component (GO): cytoplasm; intracellular membrane-bounded organelle
Molecular function (GO): iron ion binding; oxidoreductase activity, acting on paired donors, with incorporation or reduction of molecular oxygen, reduced flavin or flavoprotein as one donor, and incorporation of one atom of oxygen; heme binding
Source: RefSeq, a predicted model, not a curated record